AUGACCCAAGUCAAUAACCUCAAAAACAGCUCUGAAGGAGACCGAGCCGCAGCUCUGGUAGCGGAACUCGGCCAGAUCACUUCAGAUUCGAUCAACAACGAUGAAGAGGCGCGGCACACAGCGCUCGAAUUGAGCAAGAAGCUCACCGCUACGCUUGAAGGUCCUGUCAAUCGAGCUACUGAGCUUGUCUUCAAACCAUUUGUAUCCAUAGCGGCCCGUAUAGCUGUGGGAAUGGAUCUUUUCAAGCCCAUUGUAGAACGCCACGGAUCCAUAUCCUCAAAAGAGCUGGCCAAGAUCACGGGUGGCCAGGAAGGAUUGAUCUCGCGCAUCCUGCGUGUCCUAGCAUCCGUAUGUUUUCUCGAACAGACAGGCCCGUACGAAUGGCGCGCCAACGAGACAACGAAAGCAAUGGCAACGCCGCAAGUCGCUGCGGGCCAUGUAUUCGUUUACGACGCGCUCGUCUCCGCAGCAAUCAAAGCCCCAAAGUACCUUUCAGAAACGGGUUACACGGUUCCCACAGAGCCUAAUGACGGCUUCAUCCAAUACGCGAACCAGACCAAACUUCACAUAUUCGACUGGCUUGCUUCGCAGACUUCGAUUUUCCAGGCCUUCAACGUGUUCAUGGGGAAUACGCUGGGUGACCACGAUUACUGGUACGAUUGGUACGACGUCAAGGGUCGGUUACUUGAUGGCUUCGACAAAGAGAAGAGCGAGACGUUGCUAGUGGAUGUCGCGGGCGGGAAGGGGCACGAUAUCCAAGCCUUCUAUGAGAGAUUCGGGAAGAAAGGAGAGCUAGUGCUGCAGGAGACUCCUGCUGUUCUAGCGGGGAUCAAAGAAGAGGACUUGACUCCAGAAGUCAAGAGGAUGGAGUACGAUUUCUUCACUCCAAAUCCUAUCAAAGGCGCAAGAGUCUAUUUCCUCCACCACAUCUUCCACGACUGGUCUGACAAAUACUCGCACCUCAUCCUCAAGCAAAUCUACGAAGCCAUGACGCCCAACUACUCCAAGCUCCUCAUUCAUGAGCUUGUUCUCCCAGAUAUGGGUGCAACAGAAAUCCAAGCCCGCUUUGAUAUGGCGCUGAUGACGUUCAACGCCGGGAUAGAGAGGAGUAGGACCGAGUGGACGACGUUGCUUGAGGAUGCGGGGUUCGUAAUCACCGGCAUGUGGGGUUUCCCCGACAAGGACGGGAUCGUAGAGGCAGAGGUUGCGGUGCCGGCGCAUGCGUAGGAGUAUCGGGGCUGAGCGUGUCUAGCUAGAUGGUCAGGAUAUAGUGUAGGUAUUCCAACGUACCUUUCCGGGAGCUAGCCUUGCUUCUCUCCAUCGAACAUCAUGAUGAUGGCGGGCG
Messenger RNA from Trematosphaeria pertusa, 1345 nucleotides. RefSeq names its product sterigmatocystin 8-O-methyltransferase. Bases 1 to 1227 code for a protein of 408 amino acids. The record is from RefSeq and is a predicted model, not a curated record. The transcript has 5 exons. Gene Ontology annotation, molecular function: O-methyltransferase activity. NCBI's taxonomy places the organism in Eukaryota, Fungi, Ascomycota, Dothideomycetes, Pleosporales, Trematosphaeriaceae.